AUGCACCUUACUUCUUCUUCUCUGAUUGAAAUCAAACAGAACGCUGCUGCUCCUCGUCUCGAAUUACAUCCCCAACUCGCACUCUCCUCACCUCAGUUUCGAUCUCCUUUUCGUCUCACUCUCUCCGAUUCUGAUUUGUCUUCAACAUCAAUAAAUCGCCUCAGUUUUGCAGAUUCGCUCCUUCUCAAGGUGGUGAAGAUGCUUCUCCGCCUUGUGUUGCAGAGAAAGAUUGAUGCUAUGAUGAUUGAAGAAUAUUGGAGAUCCAUGUUUUUUUAUAGAAAGGGCUUGUGCAAGGUUGUUUGUGUUGUGGCUGAGACAAGAUUUUGCUUAUGCGAUGUUGCGGGAAUCAAUUUCUUUUGA
Molecule: messenger RNA, 360 nt
Organism: Vicia faba (fava bean)
Lineage: Eukaryota; Viridiplantae; Streptophyta; Magnoliopsida; Fabales; Fabaceae
Source: the annotation of a GenBank genome assembly